AUAUACGCCAAAGCGGAUUUCAAGCAGCUCUUAGGUCGAGAGUUUUAAAUCUAUUGGCUUGUUGCCUACCGUUGUAAAAACUGUAUUCUGUGCUGUGAAAUUAUUUUAUUCGUUCAACAAACUGGCGAGGUAACGCUGUAUAAGCAGGAAAUCUGUAAACCAAAGUUUAUUCAACUUAUUCGUUUAAGUCCCGAGCAAUGUAUUUCGGAACUUAAUCUUUGCCCACAAAUAUUGAAGGCUGUGAACCGAACUUUGAUGUGCAUGGUGAAGUGUGACAUUAUUCAUCAUAAAUUGCUCAAUGAAAUGCGAUCGGAUUGGAUUGGUAGUGCCGUAGAAAACGUUUACUCUCGGCAUGAUUCCACUGUUAGAAAUCUGCGUUGAUUCUUUCGAAUCCGCCGUAGCUGCGAUUCGAGGCGGUGCCGAUCGACUGGAGCUCUGCGCAGCGCUCAGUGAGGGUGGUCUAACGCCUUCCGUUGGACUGCUGCGCGAGGUGAAAAAUUUCAUCGCAACAAAUCACGCCUCAACGGUGGUUCUGUACGCAAUGAUCCGUUGUCGCAGGGGUAGCGAUUUCUGCUACAGCUCAACGGAAAUGAAGAUCAUGCUGCAUGAUUUAAGACUGCUGAUGGAGAAUGGAGCGGAUGGAUUCGUUUUUGGAGCACUUACGGUUACGGGGGAAAUUGAUGAGGAAAACUGUAGAUUAAUUGCAACGGAAGCUUUGGCAGGCCAAAAACCUGUUACAUUCCAUAGGGCGUACGACUGCACCGACAGAAACAAUAUGCGAAGCAACCUUGAAAUAAUAGCUUCCCUGGGAUUUACCACGGUUCUAUCCAGUGGAUUUGAGAGCACUGCAGUGCAAGCUCUGUAUACGGUAGCUGAGCUCGUCAAAGUUGCAAACGAAAUAAGCUUGAAAACCGGUACGUUGUUAACGUUAAUGCCAGGAUCGGGAGUGUCGCCAAGCAAUGCUCAAGAAAUCGUGAAACGAACAAAUUGUUCCGCCAUUCACGCGUCUGCUAGAUCAACGAAAAAAGUCGACACAGGAGCUCUAUCGAUGGGUGGAAGUACCGCGGACGGUGAAGGUUUACUUAUUUGUGAUGAAGCAAUCGUCAAAGAAAUAAAAGCACAGAUAAGAUUAUGGAAGGAACAGUAAUACAAAAUUAUGUUCCCAUCUCCAGCUACAUGAACAUAGCAAACGUUCGCACUUCUAAUAAUUGGUGUAAUGUUUCGGUAGGAAAGUAUUUCACAUUAAUCUUUUUUUUUUUCGACAGAUUCGUCAUUACAGGGCGAAUAGUUAAUUUUAAGGUACAUAAUUUAAAUGAAAGCAUUUAUUUGAAUAUUUUAACUUUUAAAAAACAUCGGAGUAAAAUAUAGAAAAAAAAACAUUUCAGUUGCCCUGUUCACAGGAUAGUGAUUUUUUUUAUGGUUUAUUGUCAUUAAACUGUUUCUCUGUUUAUUGUAAUAUAAAAACAUGCUUCCCAGAAAUAGAAACUAAUGCCAUAUGUAGAUAGAUGCGAGUGAAGAUCGUUGAAACGAAUCAGUUUGUGUCUAUUUUUCCUUGAAAAUAGAUUCAUU
This is a messenger RNA of Toxorhynchites rutilus septentrionalis, 1569 nucleotides long. Its product is annotated as copper homeostasis protein cutC homolog. Bases 353 to 1147 code for a protein of 264 amino acids. The record is from RefSeq and is a predicted model, not a curated record. The transcript has 3 exons. Gene Ontology annotation, molecular function: copper ion binding. NCBI's taxonomy places the organism in Eukaryota, Metazoa, Arthropoda, Insecta, Diptera, Culicidae.